Molecule: messenger RNA, 1428 nt
Organism: Trypanosoma brucei brucei TREU927
Lineage: Eukaryota; Euglenozoa; Kinetoplastea; Trypanosomatida; Trypanosomatidae
Product: translation initiation factor eIF-2B beta subunit, putative
Exons: 1
Coding region: 1-1428 (475 amino acids)
Biological process (GO): translational initiation
Cellular component (GO): eukaryotic translation initiation factor 2B complex
Molecular function (GO): guanyl-nucleotide exchange factor activity; translation initiation factor activity
Source: RefSeq, a predicted model, not a curated record
AUGGGGAAACGAUCGAUUCGGAUACAAGAGGAGGCCUCACCUUUAAUGGAGAUUAUCGGGGAUCUUAUUGAGAAGUUUGUGGGAAACGUUCGCCGCGGCAAGUUGGGGCCGCGUGAUGGUAAAAGCUUUUCGAUGACGGCAGCCAGCGGCUCGGUGCAGCUUAUGCACGAAAUUAUUACAGAAUUUAAAAACCAUCUGGAAAAGAAAGGCACUACAGGGACUCACUCCCACUCCUGUGAGAUUAUAACCUCUAGGGACGUGCAUCGACUGAUAUGGCUCAUCUCAUUCACUGGUGACGCAAUGUUGCGCGCCCAAUUUGGUACGCUUCUGCUCACAAAUGUCACGCGUCGCGUGCUCUCUUUUAUUCGUACGGCUGCCGUUGAAUGUAAAGUGAGCAGUAAUGAGGUUGAUAGCUUUGAGAAGGGGGAUGCGGGUGGGUCAGACAAUGAGAAAAGUGCUUCGUUGGAUAUGCAGCGGCUGGCGACCACUAAUCGGCAGUCGAGUGGCGUGUGCUCAGUUGCAGGCGGUACAGGACGGGGGACGGGCACUACAAAUGAUUCCAAUGAGAGUUAUGAGGAAGAGGAGCAGGAAAUAUCAACCGUUGGCAUCCCUGGCAGGCAAACACUCCGCAGGGCGCCGAGUCGGCGUGAGGUGGACAGCGUGGUGCGUGAGGAAGCGGCCGUGCUCGUACACGCCCACGAUUUUUUCAACUGUGUCUUGCAACAUAUUGUAGAACUCCGUGCUGAAAUAGAGGGGAUGUGCGACGCCCUAUGCGAGCGUGCGGUAAAGCAACUGCACCCAACAGACACGGUAAUAACAACAGGUAGCAGCCAUACAACCCGUCGGUACCUCUUACAUGCUCUGUCAGCGGGAACUUCGUUUAAAGUUAUUAUUUUGGAGGGUGCACCUCUUCUGUGCGAGGCGUCCCAUAAAUUAGCAGCGGAGCUACGCUCCAAGCACGCAGAAGUGCAAGUGUUACCCGACAGCUCUGCAUUUGCGGUUAUGGGUACCUGCACAAAAGUGCUGAUCGGUGCUGAAAACGUCCUCGCAAAUGGCGGGAUUCUUGCGCCUAUUGGAACCCAUCCACUUUGUAUCGCAGCCAAGCAUUUUGCCGUUCCCGUGCUCGUAGUAACCGCAACCAUAAAAAUGACUCCAUUUUACCCCAGUGAUGCGUACUGCACAAGCCUGGUGAAAAUUUCUCGUUCUUCAGCACAAGAAAUACCGUGGAACACAUACGGGUCUCCAGGUGAUGUACUGCCAGCUCCGUACGGAGCUGAUGUUGACACGUUUGGCUCUUUUGUGGUGCACUCACCAGUGACGGAGUAUGUGCCUCCAGAGUUGAUUACGCUCUACGCAACUAACGAGUCGGAGUACACGCCGUCGCAGAUUCACCGCAUCGUUCGGGAAAACUACAGUCCUGAGGACUGA